This is a messenger RNA of Postia placenta MAD-698-R-SB12, 1296 nucleotides long. RefSeq lists its product as hypothetical. The transcript has 4 exons. Bases 1 to 1296 code for a protein of 431 amino acids. The record is from RefSeq and is a predicted model, not a curated record. NCBI's taxonomy places the organism in Eukaryota, Fungi, Basidiomycota, Agaricomycetes, Polyporales, Adustoporiaceae.
AUGUCGUCAACCUCUCAAAACCAGAAGAACAAGAAGAGGAGUCACAAAGAUGCACCUGGUGAUCAGGAGAAAGGAAGCAAGCGCCCUCAAGGACACCCUAUAGCACAUAUGCAGGCAUUGCCGGACUUUCAGAGCAAUGAGGAAGCAGCUCAGUUUGCCUCCUGUUUGCAACCAGAAGUAGCAUACACAUUUAUUGAGCACCUGCUACGCAUGAUGCAGCAGGUCGAUCCUGACCAGAUCUCAUCAUUGGAGCAUUCUCGCCCUGUCUCCCCAAGCUCCCACCUCCCCCAACCAGUUGCCGGUCCAAGUCAAACACGAGGAGAUCUCCCUCCAGACCCUUUGCCAGAGCCUGAGUCUGAGGAGAGUGCGAGUGAAGAAGGAGUCUUGGAGUCCGAGUCCGAGGGUUCUGAUCGGCCCACCUCGCCGACAGUGCUCGCCUCCAUGUCAGCAGUCCCUGACUCCAACCAGCGGAGGGACACAACAGCCGCCUCCGCCCCCACAGCAUCCUCCGUCCCCCCGACACCGAUAAUGUCUUCUCCGUCGACCGCCCCCGAUAAGGAGACCCUGAAGCUCCUCCCCCUCCGCUAUGACGGCAAAACCGUCAUCGAGUGCGACAGGUUCUUGUCGCAACUUCGCAUCUACUGGCUGGUCAACACGUCGUUGACCACCAUUGAGCUCAAGGUGCAGGUUGCGCUAAGCCUGCUAGACAGAGAUGCCCACGCCUGGGCCACUCCCUACUUCUCCCAGCUCGCAUCAGUGCAGAUGGGUGUACAAGGGGUCAUGACCCCUUUCAGGAAUGAAGCAGCCUUCACCGCUGCCUUCAAGGCUUGCUUUGGCAAUCUCGACGAUGAGGCAGCGGCACAAGUAGAGUUGGCGAAGCUCUGCGCGAACAAGUCGGUCCGCGAAAAAUGCACCGCUGCGGAAUUCUCCGCGCUGUUCAAGGGUCCGGCGGAUCGCUCUGGGUAUGGGGACCUGGAGCUACGCGACAAGUACCUGAGUGGCAUCCCCUCCCGUGUCUACCGAAAGAUCGAGCUAGAGACAUUCACCACGUGGCAAGAAGCUGAGAAACGCGCCACUGAGGUCGAACAGAUCCUCGACAUCAGCCGGGCCCGCCGGCCUGAGCUAAACAACUUCUUCUCGGCUCAAGGACGAGGAUGCGGUGGGGCACGUGGUGGUGCCCCCCACACACCUAGCUUCAGCCAGCAUCAAUGCGGCCGUCGGAAAAGGAAACUUCGCGGGCAGCUGCUUCGGCUGUGGGAAGCAGGGGUACCGACACUUCGAGUGCCCCAACUGUAA